Messenger RNA from Trichoderma harzianum CBS 226.95, 2091 nucleotides. RefSeq lists its product as hypothetical. The coding region runs from base 1 to 2091 and encodes 696 amino acids. Gene Ontology annotation, molecular function: zinc ion binding; DNA-binding transcription factor activity, RNA polymerase II-specific. Gene Ontology annotation, biological process: regulation of DNA-templated transcription. The record is from RefSeq and is a predicted model, not a curated record. The transcript is spliced from 5 exons. NCBI's taxonomy places the organism in Eukaryota, Fungi, Ascomycota, Sordariomycetes, Hypocreales, Hypocreaceae.
AUGGCGAAGCGAUACCAGCCGCUCCUCCCCAGCCCUAGGUCCUCAUCAGGCACAGAGCAGACCGGAACGAGCUCGAGCUCGAGCUCGCAGCAAUUGAAACGACGUCGCAGCGGUGUGGCGGUAGCUUGCAAUGCCUGCCGCCGAAAGAAAAUACGAUGUGAUGGCAUGCGUCCAACAUGUUUGGCGUGCCGGGGGGUUGCAGCGCGAUGCACAUACCGCGACGACUAUCUGAUGACUCCAGAAUCGCAAAGGCUUCUCGUUGAAGUGAUGCGUCUUCUCAAUGCGCUCCCGGAAAAAGAGACGUUAGGUAUAUUGCAUUCGCUAAGGAGUGAGACUGACGCGGCCGUGAUUUAUUCUACGCUGAGGGAUGGAGUGCCGACAACUCAGCGACCAUCUGAGCUUCGUAAUGCCGUUGCGAUUAUGGAUAAUUCAUUUCAAACUCUCGAGCUUGAAUCUCAGAACCCAAAUGCAUAUCCUUUCCUACCUCCCAUUAUCCCCCAGACAUUAUCGAGAGAUGCAUAUCAUCAGCUUACCACCCUGAGCAAGCAGUCUGCUGCCUCAGCCUCUCCUCAGCCUUUGUUUUGGGAUACUGAUCCCACGGCAUCGCCAAUAUCACUUUGCGACUCUCGAUUGUUUCAAAUUAACAUCAGUCAUUGGACCAAUGUUCCGAUAUCAAAUGAGGCGGCUGCCCGCGCCAUAUCCCUGUACUUGGAGACGGAUCAUCCUCUGCUGGGAUACUUCGACCCCAACCUCUUUGUAUCGGACUUCGUAAAUCUUAAACAUGAUUACUGUUCCCCAAUGCUGAUCAACGCGCUGCUCUAUUGGGCUUGUGUAAAUACUUGCCUUUUACUUUCUGCGGUAGAUCCAAGUAUCGAUGUACACGCAAUUGCAUUCUGUACGGAGGCUGAGAGUAUAUGGAAGACCGAGAGAGAACACGAUGCGAUCCCCAACCUGGCUGCAGCUCUAUUCUUGAGCUUGGGUUACCUGGGCCAAGGAAGAGAUCAUGCUGUAUUGUCAUAUAUAUCACAGGCUACCAGGAUGGCCGUGCGACUAGGUCUCUUUGGCGUAGAAGACGAUAGCGAGGCAAAACUCAAAGUUGACGAAAUGACUGCAGAAGCGGCCAGCGCCUAUUUACACGCCGCUUGGGGUUCAUUCAACUGGAUCAGUCUUAUGUCGCUCUUCUAUCAUCAGCCAGGGUUAGAGGGGCCUCGAUGUCCCCCACACUUGCCCAUACCCGGAUUUGGACACGACAACGGUGCCGAUGGAGCAGAGGGUCCUGGAUCUCCUAGCCUACAGCCUCAGUUCCAGUAUAUGGGAGGCGUAUUUCCUUAUCUAUGCAAAUUUUGGAGCAUCAUGUACGAGGUGAGCCUGACCUAUGACAACACCCAAUCGCCGCUGAACGGGCUUGGGACUCUGCACUUCGCGGAAUAUAAGUUCCGCGAAUUACUUGUUUGGAGCAAUACUCUCCCAUCAUACCUCUCGAGAGUUAACCGAAAUCCGCAUUAUGUCCAAGUUUUACACAUUUGGUUCCAUACUGCUGUUCUUUGUCUCUUCAAACCAUGUAUCCAACAACUCGGAAUGAGCCGUCUUCGAACCCUUCCAAAGAGUAUCAGUUCCCCGGAACUCGUGUAUGCUGCGUCUAUUUCUCAGUUAAAGCAACUUGUCGUGAACUAUAGACUUCAUUUCGCAUCGUCUACAUAUACCAUUUUGUGGCAUACAGCCCUGAUAUAUCUCGCCAACGAAAUUCUCAACACACCAAAAGAUGAGGACUCGUUCUUUUAUUUUUUGCUUUGUGUCUAUGGCUAUGAACGACUGCGCCGGUCUUGGCGCGUGACGGCGUCCGUUUCAAGAGCACUUUUGUCAAUGGCGUUACGCAAAGGGGGCAUCACAAGUGGUACGGCUCGUCGAAUCUUGAAAGAUCUGCAGAGUGACCGCUUUCGCAAGAAGUUCGGUGAAAUCAGAGCAACAUUCAUGGCAGAUUUGGACCUGGCCGCGUCGGAUCCAGGUUCGGCAACGGUUGAGAAGCAGGCAGAGGAUUUUGAGCACAAUGCUAUGCUGAGAGAUUACACGAAUAUCCUGGAUGAAGAUUAA